Camarhynchus parvulus is the source of this 1203-nucleotide messenger RNA. RefSeq names its product fetuin B (gene FETUB). Gene Ontology annotation, biological process: negative regulation of endopeptidase activity; binding of sperm to zona pellucida. The record is from RefSeq and is a predicted model, not a curated record. The transcript is spliced from 7 exons. Gene Ontology annotation, cellular component: extracellular region. Bases 1 to 1203 code for a protein of 400 amino acids. Lineage: Eukaryota; Metazoa; Chordata; Aves; Passeriformes; Thraupidae. Gene Ontology annotation, molecular function: cysteine-type endopeptidase inhibitor activity; metalloendopeptidase inhibitor activity.
AUGGCUUGGCUUGCUUGGGUGCUCUUUGGCAUGCAGGUGCUUUGCUCCUGCACUGCUGCCCCUCCAGCCCCAGGAGCAGGGGCCGCCCUGCUGUGCCCCCGCUGCGAUGACGCCGCAGUGGAGGCAGCUGCAGACCUGGCUCUGCGCCACAUCAACGCUGACCGAGAGGAGGGCUACGUGCUCAGCCUCUACAGGAUUGUCAGCGCCCGAGAGCAGCCCCAGGAGAUCACUGGUUCUGUCUUCUAUCUCAUCUUGGAUGUAGUAGAUACUGAGUGCCAUGUACUCAGCAAAAAGUUGUGGAAGAACUGCAACACCAGACCUGAUCAUUCAACUGUUUACGGUCAAUGCAAAGCAAUUAUCUAUAUAAAUCAGGCAAGAAAUAUUGCUCAUCUGAAUACUUAUGAGUGCACUUUACAACCAGUUCCAGGCAAAUAUAUUUGGUCAAUAUGUCCCGACUGCCCCAUUGACGCUUCUCCAACCAAGCCUGAAUACUUGGAGGCUGCUGCCCAAAGCCUUGCAAAAUUCAAUGCAGAGAGUGAACAAACUCAUUACUUCUCUGUCCUCAAUGUCACAAGGGCUUCAAUGCAGUGGGUCAUUGGUCCUGCACGUUUUGUGGAGUUUUUAAUUCAGGAGACAUCUUGCUCCAAAGAUGACACGGUUGCUGACAUCUCGAUGUGUGAGCCACUUCCACCAGAAGUAGCUAAAAUCGGUUUUUGCAAAGGCUCUGUAGUAAACAGUCGCGCGGAACAGUUUGUCACAAUAUCCUGUGAAAUCUACAGUCAGCAGGAACCUGCCACUGAAGAGGAAAACCAGGAAGCUAAUCAGACACCUGGAAAAUCCAUGCAGGAUCAACAGGCUUCCCCUUCAGAUGCCAAUUCUUUUUCCCCACACCUGGAAAAAACAGUGGGCUGGGUUAAAAUUCUACCCCCUUCAAAUGAGGACAUCACUUUCCAUAGCCUACGAGAAAGUCAAAAUGAACAUAAAGACAGAAAGCCAGUUCCUCCUAAGGCUGUAGAAUCUGCCCACAGGUGUGAUGGAGAAAAUACUCAAGUAAACAAACCAGACUUGACCAAACCAGUCACUGGACCAGUUAUUCUCCCUUUUCCUGAAGAACCUUCUCUGUCAGAUUCAUGUCCAGGAGAAGCAAAGCAUCCAGAAGGCAUCCUCCAUCCUUUGAUAACUAGAAAGCCUACCACAGUCUAG